This is a messenger RNA of Penicillium vulpinum, 888 nucleotides long. RefSeq lists its product as uncharacterized. Bases 1 to 888 code for a protein of 295 amino acids. NCBI's taxonomy places the organism in Eukaryota, Fungi, Ascomycota, Eurotiomycetes, Eurotiales, Aspergillaceae. The transcript has 4 exons. The record is from RefSeq and is a predicted model, not a curated record.
AUGAACGAGCAGGGACGCCCUCCUCCUCCUCCUGGCCGCGAUGGCAAUCGGGAUGGCAAACGUGACGGCGGAAACACCGCGCCGCGCCGCCGGAAGGAAGCCUGGCGCAUGAAACGCCGCCAAAAUGCUGCCCACGCUGCUGCCGAGCAUGACGCCCGCCUCGCUGAGCUAAUGGCGCGCGCGAUUCAACAACAGGUCGAUCAAGAGCGCAUCCAACCCUCCCCCGCUCGUGACGAACGAAUCGCCGUGCUAACUUACCACGCGGUCAGAGCCCAAUUGAAUCAGGAGUUCAAUGCACGCGGUGACUCGGCCCGUGGGCGUCGGGCCCGGAACUGGAGACUUGGCCGUGGUGAUAUCAGGGGCCGCAAUGGCCGCAGUGAUCGCAGUGAUCGCAGUGGUCUUGGUGGUCUCGGCGGUCGUAGCCACCGUGGCAGUCGCGGCGGUGGUGCUGAUGCUACUCAAGGAGGUGGUCGUGGUGGUCGUGGUGGUCGUGGUAGUCAUGAUGGACGUGAGCCUAGCAGUGGUCAUGGCGCUGCCCACAGCGGCGCUGGAGCGGGUGAUGCGAGCCAGCAAAACCUCCCCACCCAGCAACAAGUCCACGGGCCCUCCCAGGUUUAUGGACCCCAGUAUUGGACAAGACUUCACACUAUCCAGGCGGAUAUGGCAGGUCAGAACAAUUUCCUCCUAUUACUCUACCCACUCCUAUUAACCCCCAAUGCUUUGCCAGCGAUCCUGACCCCGGGGCCCCGGGGCCGUUCCUGGUCGAUGGCCAUUCCCCCAUUCCCGUAUUCUCAUCAUGCCUUGAUCAAUCUCGAUACUGGAAUUAUACUAACCGUCACAUGUAUAGGCGCUAACUUUCCCACCGGAGGGGCUGGCUCUGCGCCGUAA